Molecule: messenger RNA, 1089 nt
Organism: Arachis duranensis
Lineage: Eukaryota; Viridiplantae; Streptophyta; Magnoliopsida; Fabales; Fabaceae
Product: protein SENSITIVE TO PROTON RHIZOTOXICITY 2
Exons: 1
Coding region: 1-1089 (362 amino acids)
Biological process (GO): response to aluminum ion; response to acidic pH
Source: RefSeq, a predicted model, not a curated record
AUGGCGGCUGCAUCAUCUGAUGAAGGUGGUGGUGGAUUCCCACCUAUGACGCAAUACUCAUCAUCAUCAUCAUCAUCAUCAUCAUCAUCAUCCACCAUGUACCAUUAUCUCUCAGUUCUCAAUGAUAAAAUCAACGAGUUGCAGUCACUUGUGGGGGUUAUAGCCUCCCCCAAUCGGCACCACUCAUCAAUUCCUUGUUCUUCCUAUUCCAUGGCCAUAUCCACCAUGACCUCCACCAUCCAAGAUAUCAUACUUGCUUCCUCUUCAUUCAGACUCACCUUCCAACAACACAUCAAUAGUUAUAACAAUCCAUCAUCAUCAGGUACCAUUAUUGCUCCUUCUUGCAAUAAUCAACAAUUAGAAUUGCACCCUCAUCACCACCACCAAUCUUAUGAUUAUAAUAAUAGUAAUAUCAUUAGAGGAGGUACUAGUAGUGUUGCUAAUCAUGAACCUGCACAAGAAGAAGACGAAGAAGAUGAAGAAACACUCCAUUGGUUUUCUGAACCCUACAACAAUAACAAUAGUACUGUUAUUUAUUGUGAUGAUGAUAACAAUAAUACUAAGGAUGAAGAUGGAGAAGAAGAAACAGAUAUAAUUGAGUUGGAUGCUGCUGAUUUGUUAGCAAGCUACACACAUUUCUGCCAAAUAUGUGGGAAAGGAUUUAAGCGCGAAGCGAAUCUGAGGAUGCAUAUGAGGGCUCAUGGGGAUGAAUUCAAAACCAGUGAAGCCUUGAAGAACAACAAGAAUAACAAGAAGAUGAUGAUAACGAAGAAGAAGAAGUAUUCGUGCCCUGAAGAUGGGUGCAGGUGGAACAAGAAUCAUGCCAAGUUUCAGGCACUGAAAUCAAUGGUGUGUGUGAAGAAUCACUACAAGAGAAGCCAUUGCCCAAAGAUGUAUGUUUGCAAGAGGUGCAACAACAAGAACUUCUCUCUGCUCUCUGAUUUGAGGACCCAUGAGAAGCACUGUGGUGAUCCCAAUAAAUGGUUGUGUUCUUGUGGAACCACUUUCUCAAGAAAAGACAAGCUCUUCGGACAUCUUGCUUUGUUCCUUGGCCACUCCCCAGUUCAUGCUGCUACUCAACGAUCAUAA